Messenger RNA from Cyanistes caeruleus (blue tit), 388 nucleotides. Lineage: Eukaryota; Metazoa; Chordata; Aves; Passeriformes; Paridae. The record is from RefSeq and is a predicted model, not a curated record.
ACAGAGACCGUGAUGGCACCUGGUGCCCUGGUGAUCUCGGCCUACGCCGUGUGCCCCGAUGUCACCGCCACUGUCACCCCCGACCUCAAGUGUCCCAACGAGCGCGGGUCCCUGCUGUGGGUUCAGCUGUCCCCAGGCCGGCACCGCCUCGGGGGCUCGGCCCUGGCCCAGGUCUUUGCCCAGUUGGGCGAUUCCUGCCCCGACCUGGACGAGCCCGGGAGCCUCGAGAGCGCCUUCAACGUCACCCAGGAGCUGCUGAAAGAGCGUGUCCUGACCGCGGGCCAUGACGUCAGUGACGGUGGCUUCCUGGGCUGUGUCCUGGAGAUGGCCUUCGCUGGCAACUGCGGUGUCACCGUCAGCGUCCCCGCGCCACCGCCCGGCGUCACCC